Spathaspora passalidarum NRRL Y-27907 is the source of this 1926-nucleotide messenger RNA. RefSeq names its product Sef2p (gene SEF2). Gene Ontology annotation, biological process: regulation of DNA-templated transcription. Gene Ontology annotation, cellular component: nucleus. The coding region runs from base 1 to 1926 and encodes 641 amino acids. The record is from RefSeq and is a predicted model, not a curated record. Gene Ontology annotation, molecular function: DNA-binding transcription factor activity, RNA polymerase II-specific; transcription cis-regulatory region binding; zinc ion binding. Lineage: Eukaryota; Fungi; Ascomycota; Pichiomycetes; Serinales; Debaryomycetaceae. The transcript is spliced from 2 exons.
AUGACCCAGAAGAUGAAUCAGUUACGAUUAAUCAUCCCCGAUGCCAAACAGGGCAAAGUCCUCAAAACCUGUGUCCGAUGUCGUCAACACAAGACUAAAUGCGAUGCCAUAACCACCAACCCAUUCCCAUGCUCCCAUUGCUUUAAGAAGAACUUGUCAUGCAAAUUAGACAUGGUGACGACCAAGCGAACUACCCAUACCAACGUAGUCAAUAAUGAAGUGUAUGAAAAAUUAACUAACGAAGUGGAGGAUUUGAAAGUGGUGUUGGAUAAACUUAUAGAGAGGAGGAACAAUAUGGUCAAAUUGUUGAUUCAACGAGGGGCAGCUAUACAGAAAGAAAACAUGACUCCUUCUGUAUCACAAAUACAGUCUUGUAUUCAGACUCCUGAAGAUAUACCCAUGACUCCAACAAUCACUGCCAGUCCAACCAGUGAUGCUUUUGUCAUCAGCACCAACAAAUCGGUUGCGCCCAUUGCAUUAACUCACAAACAAGCACAUAUACUAUUCAACAACUAUGAAUCGAAUUUCAACAAGUAUUUACCGAUAUUCCCUGAUGAGUUCUUCACCAGUUUGGAUUUGGUUAAAUUCAACCAAGAAAACGAAUUAUUGUUUUGGUGUAUUGUAUUCACCAGUUACUUGAACAACCCAAUACCCAACUGUAGUGAUAAUUAUAAAGUUCUUGCCGAACACAUCAAGUCAUUAGUGGUGGAAAAGUGUUGGUUUCAAACUCCAAGAUCGGUAUACGUGAUAUCGUCCUUGCUUAUAUUAACCACCUGGCCAAUACCCAACAACAGUGGGAAGAUCGGCGACCACUUGGCCAUCAAGUUCAUUCUGACCAUGAAGUCACUCUCAUACCAAUUUGGAUUACACAAACUAGAAUUCAUUGAUGAGUUUAGUCACAAGACUAAAAUGAACAUUUCUAAAGAUAUAAACUUGAACAAUUUAAUAAGAGAAAGAAUCUACAAGUUCAUCAAUAUAAAUUCAAACUACUGGUUAAUCAGCUUAGGAUUGUCCAACAACAACUACAAUGGAUUCACACAGGACUAUAUCAUUAACAAAUCUUCAAAUAUCGACAUAUACAAGGACACAUCCCCCUGUGACCAUUACAUCAACUCGAUGUUGAAAAUCUCCAUGAUCCAAGCUAAACUCAACGAGAACAUGAAUGUAUUAUUAAACGACACCAACGAAUCAAUCAUGAUGAUGCCUAAUCAAAUCAACACCACCAAACUUAUCAAUUUCAACAUGUUUGAAAUCAUCUUGAAUGACUUGUCAAAGAUGUUGGGCAAACACGAUUAUCUUGACAAUUUAAUCAGCGUGUCUAUUGAAUAUUCAAAAUUGCAACUAUUCAUUUAUUCUUUAUCACAAUCGGACAUAACGAUACUCGAGUAUAAGAAGUACAUCACCAAGAUUGUCAAUUGCAGUUUCACCAUUCUUACAUUGGUGAAAGAUUUGCAAUUCAAUCAAUUGCCAGCAUAUUACAAACUACCAAUUGAAUUCUCCCUUCUUAUUCUCAUUCGAAUUUUUAAAUCUCCAAUCUUGAAUUCAUACUCGGAUUAUCAGUUCGUCAAGAACUUGAUUAAUCAGUUCUACAAAAUCAUAUUUAGUGAUUCCAAGUGGAGGUUCAUCAAUUCCAAGUUGGCCAAGAUUGUGAGUAAGUUUGAUAAGUUGGACAAUUUGUUUAUCAUUGAUAAAAUGAAGGAUGUGAAUGGUAACCCGUCGUUCUUUUUGGUUAAUAAAAUGAAGAAUUAUUUGUGUUUUAGCUUGAACUACGAGUUGAUUUGGUUGAUAUUUGAGCGUGAGAGAAGUGACAAAAUGGACGAACAAAGCAAAGGAAACAAGGUUAUAAAUUGGGAUACUUUUGGGAUUAGUGAUGAUAAUUAUGAUUUUAUCAAUUAUAUUAAAAGUAACGAAUCAGUUUUUAUAUAA